Messenger RNA from Hydra vulgaris (swiftwater hydra), 521 nucleotides. RefSeq lists its product as uncharacterized. The record is from RefSeq and is a predicted model, not a curated record. Lineage: Eukaryota; Metazoa; Cnidaria; Hydrozoa; Anthoathecata; Hydridae.
UAGAGUAUUACGGUCAAGGUAUUUACUGGGAUGAUGCUAAUUCUGAAUUAUAUCUAUGUUUAAACCAAUAUGCUAUAACUGUGCGAAAACCAGCUUGUUUUACAACUAAAGACAGUGGUGUGCUAUGGAAAGCAAUGGAUAUAAGCAUAGGAGCAAUUUUGGGUCACAACAUUUUGAAUGGGGAAUUAUAUGCCGUACACAGAAACCAGAAGUUGUAUUUAAUGUUUCAUAAUGUAUAUAAAAAAUGGCUAGCUGUCACAAAUCGCGAGUUUGAAACAAAAAUUUCUCGCAAUCUCAAUUGGACACGGCUAAAAACUAUGGAAGAAAAUUUUGAUCAAGCCAUUACUUUUGGAACAAACCAAUGGAUGGUAAACGGAGUCGGGCUAUAUUUCCGAAAACUCGGUGACGGUUUCUGGAUCCAAAGAAUCAAAUGGAAUGUUUAACAAAAAAUUUAAGCAAGUCUUAACGAUAAAUGUUUUUUAAAGUAAUAUAUAACAGUUAUUUUUUAGGUUGAUUGUUUU